AUGACGAAGAGGACCUUUAAGAUGUGGAAGAUCAGUUCAUUGGAGUCGGAUGCUGGGGUAAAUUUGGUGGCGUCGCCGAUGUUGGAGGAGGCAGUAUGGAUCUUCGAUUUGGUAUUCACUCUAUAUUACGGCCUGCCCCCAGAAAAAGCCUCCAACUUUAAACGAUAUCAACUGAUAUUCAAGGAAAAAGUAAAUAAUAUCUUUCAUAAUCUCCCUGCCCUUUUGUCUGCUGCAAAGAUUCUUGACUGGAUAGCUUUGAGAGGAAAGGGUAAAGAUGAUGAUCAAGAGUCUGUGGUUAUGUCCAAUAAAAAACGAGAAAAGUUUCUCUGUGUUUUGCCUAAAGUGGAGAAAUCCAAGAACAGAAUGUUUGUUGCUGAACAAAAUAUUAGCUGUAUUAUUGUCUACUUGAAGUUCUUAAAGGUCGCUGCUUUAUAA
Messenger RNA from Fraxinus pennsylvanica, 435 nucleotides. Lineage: Eukaryota; Viridiplantae; Streptophyta; Magnoliopsida; Lamiales; Oleaceae. The record is from the annotation of a GenBank genome assembly.